AACGUCCAAAGUUCCCGAUGAGUAAAGGCUCCAACAGAUACAAUAAUUGCAUUUAACACUGUAGAUUAUUGUGUAUUUAUUUUUAACGUGCGUCACAAAAACAAACGUAAGCAAAUGACGUCCGUUUAGCUCCUUUUCACAGCCAUCAACACGCGGGGACUCUUUACGUCAGCACGCUGCGCGCCAAAUUUUUACAGCGCAGAAAGUGCAAAACAAAAACUGCCGCGGGUCCUGCGCUUUCUAAAGGAAACAGCGCUAAAAGCGGAUUGUUUGGGGCAAACUGCAUCUCCACAGGAUGUCGGAACACUUUGGAUACUCACCCAGCUUCAAGCGACCAGCGGAAAUUUUGCGAAUGAGGUGCAAAAGAGCCCGAAGCGACACCGGUGCCGGGUCGACAGACCGCCCCGAACAAAGCGGCUCAUCUCCGACGUGCGUGCGGACUUUCUCCCCGGAACCGCUCUCCGGCGCCCAGAACCAUUCCGGGGUUGGAAUAAAACGCAGGAACCCGUUCGCAAAAAUAGAAAACACUUACAGUCCUAAGAAGAAACGUCUGACUUUCAGCGACGCCAGCUGUAACCCCGAAAACUCUGAUAGCUCCGGGAUCACAAACAAUGAGAGAGAUGAAGAAUCAUCGAAGAGAGAAGGCGCGCUAGAUCUGGCUCUCAGUUUCAGGCUCGAUGAGGCACAAAAACAGGAGUACCGACAAGCUUCCAGCCAGAAAUCUGGAUCUCUGUCUGAGAGUGAUGUGUUGAUUGAAGAAGAACCGGAGCAUAUUAAAAGCCCCCUGCUAAAGAGCCCCCAAGCCAGUGCUCCCACUGCAGCUCCUGUGUGCACCCAGUAUCCAGCAGACUGGAGCCUGAAGACUCGUCUCCUCCUGACCUCUCUGGUCUCCCUUUCAUGGGCAGAGCAGCUCAAGGCUCAGGAAGAAGCUCAGGGGCUCAGCCAGCACUGCAGGGCACAGUUCAGUUCCCUGCCACACAGUCCACAG
Haplochromis burtoni (Burton's mouthbrooder) is the source of this 988-nucleotide messenger RNA. Its product is annotated as protein downstream neighbor of son homolog. The record is from RefSeq and is a predicted model, not a curated record. Lineage: Eukaryota; Metazoa; Chordata; Actinopteri; Cichliformes; Cichlidae. Gene Ontology annotation, cellular component: nucleus. Gene Ontology annotation, biological process: nuclear DNA replication.